Messenger RNA from Bathycoccus prasinos, 942 nucleotides. Its product is annotated as S-formylglutathione hydrolase. The record is from RefSeq and is a predicted model, not a curated record. Gene Ontology annotation, cellular component: cytosol. Gene Ontology annotation, molecular function: S-formylglutathione hydrolase activity. The transcript has a single exon. Gene Ontology annotation, biological process: formaldehyde catabolic process. Bases 1 to 942 code for a protein of 313 amino acids. Lineage: Eukaryota; Viridiplantae; Chlorophyta; Mamiellophyceae; Mamiellales; Bathycoccaceae.
AUGUCCGAUGAAAACGACGAAAAAGUACUAUUCAAACCUGAAAUCCUCUCCACCGUCAAAGUCCACGCUGGUUAUUUGCACAGAAUCAAGCACUAUUCGCCGUGCAACAAGUGUCACAUGACGUUUGCGAUAUACAUUCCAUCCGACGAAGAUGAUUUCCCCGUCGGAAACGGAAACGCGAGGAAAAUGCCACUCAUCCUCUACCUGAGCGGAUUAACGUGCGACGACACCAACGUCUCGCAAAAAGGCAACGCGUUUGAAACGUGCAAACAAUCUGGAGUGUGCUUCGUAAUGCCGGACACGUCACCGAGAGGUCACGAAAAAAUUGACGAGGAAGAAUCCGCCUCGUGGGAUUUCGGCAUAGGCGCUGGAUUUUACGUGAACGCGACGACGAAAGGGUACGCGGAGCAUUACAACAUGGAGACGUACGCGACGAAAGAACUGGAACAAGUGUGUAAAUCUAUCGAUUGUAUAAACGAUAAAGUGGAUUUUAACAGGCAGAGCAUUAUGGGUCACUCUAUGGGCGGUCACGGGGCGUUGACCUUGGCGUUGAGGAAUCCGGGGAAGUACCGGUCCGUUUCGGCGUUUGCGCCAAUCGCGAACCCGUCCGCGAAGGAUUGUCCGUGGGGGCAAAAAGCGUUUAAAGGGUAUUUGAAGGAUGAGAACGAGUGGAAGAUGCACGAUGCGACGGAGUUGGUGAAAAUGAUGGAACCUGGGACGAUGAAAACAGUGACGAAGGCGAUUUUGAUCGAUCAAGGCGACGCAGAUACUUUUUACAAGACGCAGUUACAUCCGGAACGGUUCCAAGAGGCGGCGGAGAAGAAUACGAAAGGGUUCAUGAAGUAUAACGUGAGAGAAGGAUACGACCACAGUUACUGGUUCAUAUCGACGUUCAUGCAUGACCACGUGGCUUUUCACGCGAUAAAGUUGUUGAGUACGUAA